CCCCAUCGCCAUGCCUUCCCACCGGAAACGAAAGCUAGACACAGACUUCUCAGCUUUCAUCGCCAAACAGACGGACGCCUCCUUAGUGUUUGCGAAGCAUGUCUUUGUUGACCUGGUCAAAGCAGAUUCCAACCUCGUUUUCUCUCCCCUAUCCAUCAACAUCUUGUUAGGUAUGGCGGCCGCCGGCUCAAAGGGCAAAACACGCCGCCGCCUUCUCUCGUUCCUCAAGUCCGACUCCACCCGCGAUUUCAACGCUUUCUCUUUCCAUGUCCUCACCAAUAUUCUUGCCGACGCCAGCCAUCUCGGCGGUCCCACUCUGUCGGCGGCUAACGGCGUUUGGAUGGAGCAAACUCUUUCUUUUAAGCCCUCCUAUAAAGCUCUCUUGGACAAGUGUUAUGAUGCUGUUUCUCAAGAAGUUGACUUUCGUUUCAAGACAAGUGAAGCAGUUGAUGAUGUGAAUGUGUGGAUCAAGAAGAAAACCAAUGGCCUUAUACAAAAUUUACUUGAUAAGAGUUAGGUUAGUCCUGAAACAAUCAUUAUCCUUGCAAACGCC
Molecule: messenger RNA, 553 nt
Organism: Cuscuta epithymum
Lineage: Eukaryota; Viridiplantae; Streptophyta; Magnoliopsida; Solanales; Convolvulaceae
Source: the annotation of a GenBank genome assembly